UGAGUGUUUCCGGGCGGCGCCGGAAGGAGGCUCCCGCAGGAGGGUCCGGGCGAGCCGCGCAGAGCCGGCAGCAGCUCAGCCGGGGGAUCCGGCCGCGGAACAUGGGGCGAUAGGCGGGGGCGCCGAUUUCUUUGCUUCAUGUCUUUUCUUCCUGGAAAUGGGAGCUGGAAGCACUCUGAUGAAUGAUUCGACAAGUUACCUUGUUGUGUAGACUUGCAUCUUCUAGUCUAAUGCUGCAGUAGUCAUACUUACUCAGUUGCAAUACAGAUUACUCAGGUGCCAGUGGCAUCAGUACAAGCCAUGGGGCAUAGUCCUGCUGUGGAAGAAAGCUGUUGUUGCAAAAAUCUGUACUCUAGUGCCCUCUACUCCAGUACCAACUUGCCCUGUUCUUAAACUUUUAACCUAAAAACAAAGAUUUGAUGUGAACAUAGACUUCCCUUCACCCUGGAGGAUCCUGUGAAAUACCUUGCCACUUCAGAAGACAAGAUAUGCUAGCUUCACAAUUACUAUUUAAACUGAUUGGUCUGGGUCCUCACAACCACAAAAAGAAGCAGGAUCUUGACAAGCUGUAUGAUUUAAAGACUAAAGCCCAGCAGAUUAUGAACCAGUUUGGCCCAUCUACCUUGAUCAACCUAUCCAGUUUCUCCUCGAUAAAGCCAGAACGAGCCAACACGCCACCACAGAGCUCCAUGGCAAACAGUACUACUGUGGCAAAGAUGCCAGGGACUCCUAGUGGAGGGGGACGCCUAAGUCCUGAAAGCAACCAGGUUUUAACCAAGAAGAAGUUGCAGGACCUGGUGCGAGAGGUGGAUCCCAAUGAGCAGCUGGAUGAGGAUGUGGAGGAGAUGCUGUUGCAGAUCGCUGAUGAUUUCAUUGAGAGCGUGGUGACAGCUGCCUGCCAGCUCGCCCGGCAUCGCAAAUCAAACACUCUGGAAGUGAAGGACGUCCAGCUGCAUCUCGAGCGCCAGUGGAACAUGUGGAUCCCAGGUUUUGGUUCUGAAGAAAUCCGGCCAUACAAAAAAGCCUGCACUACAGAAGCUCACAAACAGAGGAUGGCACUGAUCCGCAAAACAACCAAGAAAUAACCCCUAGGAAUAGCAGGGAGACAACUGCGUUUUGGGAUAUCUGCCUCUAAGCUGAAGCCUCCAUGACACCAUCCAUGGGAUAUUUUUUUUAAUGCUUUACAGAGAAGCAUAUAUUUUUUAUUAACAGUGCAGCAAUAUCUAUGACUUUGAGGAGAUCGGCCAAAAACCAUUAUAUGCCCCCCUUCCCCAGCCCCCCAUCAGAGCACAUUGUAUCUUGAAACAAAGACUUUAUUUGUGACCUUUAAAGUGGUUUAUUGUAUAAGUGAUUGAUUGUCCAAGGAACAGAGCAUUUUGGUCUUGUUUGGGACAGUAUUAGAAGCAUCUGUAGAGGUUUUCGUUUUUCCUUCUUCCCUCCUGCCAGUUCAAGUACUUUGUAAUGUCAGUGUUUAUAUAAAUACUUGCAUUUGUUUUACAUUAAUAAAGAAAUUAUUAAUCUAAA
Messenger RNA from Gopherus flavomarginatus (Mexican gopher tortoise), 1524 nucleotides. It is a transcript of the gene TAF12, whose product is annotated as TATA-box binding protein associated factor 12. Gene Ontology annotation, biological process: RNA polymerase II preinitiation complex assembly; DNA-templated transcription initiation. The transcript is spliced from 7 exons. The coding region runs from base 489 to 1085 and encodes 198 amino acids. The record is from RefSeq and is a predicted model, not a curated record. NCBI's taxonomy places the organism in Eukaryota, Metazoa, Chordata, Testudines, Testudinidae. Gene Ontology annotation, cellular component: SLIK (SAGA-like) complex; transcription factor TFIID complex; SAGA complex. Gene Ontology annotation, molecular function: DNA binding; protein heterodimerization activity; TBP-class protein binding.